AAUUUUUGAGAAACCUAGAAAUCAGUAAAUGCAGAGGUUGGGAAGAAAGAAGGAGACGAUGGGAGGAGGAAGAAAGCAAAUAUUCCUGGGACUUGGUCUUGUUAUGGUGAUGGGUUUAGCUGUUUACUUGAGGCUUUGGACCAUUGACUACAAUUUCUCAUCUAGUGAAACUGAAUUACUCAGGAGACAGUUCGAUCUUGCCAGUAGAGAAGCAAUGGACGAAUCUGCAGUGUGGAGAAAAAGAUAUGAUGACGAGGAAAAGAUAUCUUCUGCCUGCCAAAAGGAACUGAUUAAGAUUAAGCAGUUGUUGAAGGAGGAUGGUGCUGCUGGCAUUAAGAAGAAGUUGGACCUGCUGCAAAAGGAAAACAUUGAUUUACUUGAACGACUCGAGUCUUUGAAACAAGAGCUUGAAUCGGAGAAGUUGAAAUGUAGCAUGAAACAUAUAUGACUUCACCAGAACCCUGGUGGUCCAGAGAUCAUUCAGAAGUUGACAACUUACCAAAUUAAUCUAACUCAAACAUGGCAAGGAGGAUUAUGCUUCAGAAUUCGCGCUACAUUAUGCUUUCCGAGAGGCAUGCCGGAGCAUCUGCCAUCCAAAUUUUUGGCCUCCCUAGAAUACUCUCUUUUGUUAAGUGAUGGUUCUUAGAUUUUUCUAAGUCCCCAUACAACAUUUUAUUAAAUCUUGAAUUGUAUAGAUUUUUAGCAGCAGAUAUGACCAAAAGGAGUUGAAC
Messenger RNA from Solanum verrucosum, 731 nucleotides. RefSeq lists its product as uncharacterized. Lineage: Eukaryota; Viridiplantae; Streptophyta; Magnoliopsida; Solanales; Solanaceae. Bases 29 to 448 code for a protein of 139 amino acids. The record is from RefSeq and is a predicted model, not a curated record. The transcript has 4 exons.